Molecule: messenger RNA, 1373 nt
Organism: Chaetomium fimeti
Lineage: Eukaryota; Fungi; Ascomycota; Sordariomycetes; Sordariales; Chaetomiaceae
Product: kinase-like domain-containing protein
Exons: 3
Coding region: 88-1260 (390 amino acids)
Source: RefSeq, a predicted model, not a curated record
AAUCUCCCGACAUAACUAAAACAGGCGGCAGCAAACACUCACCCCGCAACCACAAAGCCGAAACCGGUGAGGAAAUCGACCAGCAACAUGCCGCCGCUCAGCAAAACCGAGGAGCAGGCAAUCGCCGACAGAAUCGUCGAGGAGCUCUCGCAGACUCCCUAUGCUCUCUCAUCGAUUACCCAGCUGCACGGCGGUACGGCCAACUUCGUCUUCCGCGGCACCCUCGCCAAGCCUCUCCCCGCCGAGGACGAAUCCACAGCGACAACGGUGAUCAUCAAGCACUCGACUGAAUUUGUGGCCAUCAACCGGGACUUCCCACUAGAUGUCACGCGCUGCACAUUCGAAGAGUCCAUGCUUGCCGCCGUCGCGUCCUUCAAGUUCCCUCCGGCCGCAGACGGCACCAAGAUCAAGACCCCGCGCCUCUACCUCUUCAGCCACGAAAGCAACACGCAGGUCCUCGAAGACCUCCCCGGUACCGACGAUCUCAAGUCCGCCUUCUUCCUGCCCAACGCCGCCGACCUCCUUCCGGGAUCCAGCCCGUUGACCAUUGGGCAUCAUCUGGGCUCGUGGUUGCGGUCGUACCACACUUGGGCGUCUGCGCCCGAGCAGGUGCCCACGCUCGCUGCGGUCGGCGAGAAUCGCCCCAUGCGAGAUCUGAAGCGCAUGAUCACCUACGAUACGAUUAUUCCCGUGUUGGAAAAUUAUCCGGAGCUUCUGGUCGGAUGUAGAGAGACCUUGGAGACGCUGGUGGCUGCCUUGGGCAAGGAGUUCGACAAGCCCCCCUUCGCAGAGGCGGACGAGCAUUGGGGCAUGAUCCAUGGAGAUUUCUGGUCGGGAAAUGUCCUCAUUCCGACCACGCCGUGGAAAGCGCCCGGCCAGGGUGACAACAAGCUCUUCGUCAUCGAUUGGGAGUUUGCCCAGUAUGGCCACCGAGCCUACGACUUUGGCCAGAUGAUUGGCGAUCUUUGGGAACGCAAGAUUUUCAACGACCUUGACAUCGUCAUGCCCGUCGUGCAGGGCGUCAUUGAGGGCUACGGUGAGGUGAGCGAGGAACUGGCAUUCCGGGCUGCCAUCCAUACGGGUGUUCAGCUGAUCAGCUGGUACAGACGGCGGCCCCGGUCGGGUGCCUUGAUGGCACCCCCCGAGGUCAUCAUUGCUGGGUUGACGAUUGGAAGGGACAUCAUUCUCAAGGCGUGGGAGAAGGAUCGGGAUUUCUUUGAGACUGGCGUUCUUGCUUCUCUGUUUGCGAAGAAGGGAUAGGCACAGAUGCGGUCGAAGAAGAAGGUCUACAGAUCUGUAGGCCCGGCUCACAAUGAUGUCUUAGAAAAUCAUUAAUGACACAGAGACCGGUAAAUCACCGACAUUUACCUCCG